Messenger RNA from Aedes albopictus (Asian tiger mosquito), 3918 nucleotides. RefSeq lists its product as uncharacterized. Bases 905 to 3013 code for a protein of 702 amino acids. Lineage: Eukaryota; Metazoa; Arthropoda; Insecta; Diptera; Culicidae. Gene Ontology annotation, biological process: heart contraction. Gene Ontology annotation, cellular component: sarcoglycan complex; membrane. The record is from RefSeq and is a predicted model, not a curated record. The transcript is spliced from 8 exons.
CCGGAAAAACUCUGCUCAUUCUCUCGCUCUACCUCUCUGUUGACGACGUUCGUCGUCGGGAAAACUCCGAUGAGAGCCGACAGCCAGCAGAGUGGGCCCUUUUGAUGGCAAUGAAAAUAUUUUGGUCCAGUGUGCAGCAAUCCCAUCCGGCGACGACGGCGAUGGCAUUCAGUGGAUUUCGAACUUGCUCGUCGGGCGGUCUAACUUCAGGCGUCAGGUGGGUUUUCGCGCGGGUUCGCAUCUCGAAUCGAGUGAAUUAUUUAGAACAUUUUGUCGCGGGGAUUGUGCGUGCGUGUUGUUUAAACCGGAAGUGGUCCAGUCAGCUGUUGUAGACUUCUCGGUUUUAAGAUUUGGGGUUUGUGCUGAAGCAGUGAAUGUGAAACAUAAACGUGAAAACGUGCAUGCCGUUACGGUUCCGGUGGAAGGAGCAAAAAGCGUGAGAAAUUUUUACAAUCUGACGAGCUAUAGAAGGGGCGGGAAGUUUCUUUGCUCGCAUGCCGAAGUAUAUAGUGGGUGUGAGUGUUUAGCUCUUUUUCGGUGAUUUCAGUUCAAGUGAAGCGAGUAAACAUGGAAAUGCAGAAAUGAAUGGAAGAUAUUUUGGUGUUUAAAAUGGAGUGAUUACAAAAAAUAGUGUACAUCAGUUUAGAAAAAAAAGAUUACCGAUAUAUUGUAGAAUCACGUUCAAUCAAGAUUGUUUCAAGUGAGAAGAGUAAAAAAUCGUACAGUGUCAAGCAUCAACCAUGAGAAAACGAUUCCGGUUCCCAUACGAUAGCUUUUCAGUGGUAUAGAUAGAUGCAGUGCUAGGCAGUCACAAAAAACGACAGUGACUUUUGCGGACUGGCAUUCCCGAAAUCCUUCUAAUACCCGGCAUCAUCUAUCCAUCUCCGGUGCAGUUUGCAUUGUAAUGACCUUUGAUGACGCAUUGAGCGAAGGCAAUCAAUCAUCAUCGUCGGUACAGAGCGAAAAUGUACCACGGCGGGAGAACGAUUCCCCUCAGUUAUACUUGUCACCACGACGGCCAUCGACUUGCGUUGGCGCUGAAAUAAGCCUGGCCGCCAAUCAACAGCAACAACAACGUCAUCCACCGACCGCACUGCCAUCAGCUGCGCCCGGUUCCAAACCUAGACCGGCAUUCUUGCGCUAUUGUCCUGACGAAUCGGCUUCCGUCGUUGGUGGAGGAUUUCCUCAGCUUCUCGUUCGGCAAGUGAAUUGGAAUUUUUACACUGAUUGCAAAGAAGAUCAGCGGCGACCGGAUUGUGCGGCUGUCGUCGACGGCAGUGUUGGUGGUGGUGGUCGUAGUCCUCCACCGUUACCGCUGUUGCCUCAGACCGAGGAGGCGCUGAAGCUGUUGCGGGAAAUCGAUUGCAAUAUUGCCGCCGUCGGAGGAUUGAACGAAAAUGGAUUCGCUACGUUUCUGGAAAACGACAAUUGUUCCAGUGUCGCCGACCAGAACGACAAUAUGUCCUACUAUUUAAGAGAUGGCCCUCGUUCGCUGUUUUUCAACCCACCACCGGUGCCGCAGGACGCUAAUUCCAAACCAGCCAAAGAGAUAUUGCACCCAAUAAUCGUGGAACAGCAAGAAACAGCCGGGCCCUCCAACUCUUCCCCCUUGGACAGCGAAAGAAUGCUGAAACGACCGCUCUUCGGCACUAACAAUACGUCGACACUGUCCGGGAUCGGAAGCAGCAAACCCGUCGCAUCUUCGUCCUUGUAUUCGUCGCAACCGCCGCGGAUUAUCGGAAGUACCAGUGCCAACUUUGGGGCCACCCCAAGCAAGCUAUUCAACGAACCGGACGUCACAGCGAACAGUUUGAAGAUCAAUUUCCGGCCUUCACCAACGAGUAGUACCGCAACGACGACACCGACUUCCACGGCACCAGGAAGUGGCACUCAUCACCCGGCGGAACCACCACAAAUGCCUAGAAAUGGUGGAACUGGUGCGCUGGGCGCGGUCAGUAAAGGCCCGCCCCAUGGUAGUGCGAACAGCAAUGUACAUAGUAGCACCAGUGCCGGUAACAAUGUGCAUCACAGUGGGAAUGUUGUAAAUAAUUACGGUGGGGGUGGUGAUAGUAGUGGUGGGGGUGGUGCAGCAGCAAGAACAGCUGGGCCUCAGAAUAGUGCAGUGAUGUCGGGUAGUGGGACGACCGGUGUGCAGUUGACGCUGUACGGUUGGCGCAAGAAAUGCCUUUACUCAGUGAUACUGAUCCUGAUGAUAAUGAUCAUCAUCAAUCUGGCGCUGACGCUGUGGAUACUGAAAGUGAUGGAGUUCUCAUCGGACGGAAUGGGUCAGCUGAAGAUAGUUUCCGGAGGGAUUCAACUGACGGGCCAAGCGAUGGUGUUGGAUAUUCUGCGAGCUUCCUCGAUACGAUCCAAACAUGGGCAGCCGAUUUCGAUUGAGUCAUCACGCAACUUCAGUAUCAACACGCGAGACUCGGAAGGGUAUUUGGAGAACCAGCUCUUUCUAGGUCACGAUCGGUUGGAAGUUCUGGCCAAUCAUUUCCGGGUAGCGGACACCCACGGUACGUCGCUGUUUGCCGUGGAUCGGGAUGAAGUCACCGUCGGAGCCACUUCAUUGCGGGUUGAAGGAGAAGGCGGAGUCAUUUUCAGGGAUUCCAUCCAGACACCGUUGGUCCGGGCCGAAGCCGGAAAGGAUUUGAAGCUGGAAUCUCCAACACGAUCUCUGGAGGCACGCGCCACUCAGGAAAUAUUCUUGCAAUCGCGUGCCGGAAGCAUCGAAGCCAACUGCCUCAAUGAUCUCAAGCUACAUUCGGUGGCGGGCAGCAUUCGCCUGGAUGCCAGCACAAUUAUCAUGCCUAAUCUGCGAACCGUGCAAGCCCCGUCGUCCUCAUCAUCCGGAUCUUCCCGAGAUCACAGCAGUGGCAGCAGUUCGACAGCAUCUUCGUCGUCAUCGCACAGCAAGGUCUACCAACUGUGCGCCUGUUCCAACGGGAAACUGUUUCUCGCUCCGGCUCACAGUAUAUGCACCGCCGAUGACAGCGCCAUAUGUAGGUAAUAUUAUUUAAUCCAUCUCGUCGUAGCAUCAGCCGCAUUAAAUCAUCACCAAUUGGUAGCCUAAUAGCAAGUAGCAAACCCCUUGAACAUAGAUAGUCACAAUAUGAAGUGUAAAUAGUAGCAAACACGUCGAGGAAAUGGCUAUGGAACGCUAGAUACACGAACAAUGAUUACACUAGUUUUGUUACAAGAUGAAAAUGCCACACCCUCUAGGAGAAAAUUACACAAAUCGGAAUUCAGGUUGGUUAGAAAACAACACGAAGCAAUUGUUAAUGAAAUUUGUUACAUUUAUUUUACGUUGGUCAUAUUGUAGUGUUUAAUUUCAUUGCGCCUAAUGGAGCCACAUUCAUGUGUUUCCAUAGUUAGAUGUUUGAAAAUCAGGAUAGCAAAUCGAUCGAAUUUCAUUUCCAGACUAGAUCCUUCCCUUCUAGCGAAACCAAAAAACCUGUGAAGCAAAAGAGCUUAUAGUCGAGAUGAAAUUAGCAAACCAAUGAUCCAGAUGGUGCAAAACGGGAUAUGCAUCGUAGUUACAUUUUUUGGCUCAAAAACAAAUCAAAAUCCAACCAAUCGAUUCAAUGUGCUCGAACAGCAGCAACGACACAAAAGAAAAACUAGCUUGAACAUAUAACUAAUCAACAGAACACUAAAUUUACCCGGAUAGUUGAAGGGAAGGUAGUAGUCGAACAAACAUAAAAAAAUGUGCAAAGCAGAAAGUAUAGCUCUGCGCAAACAGUCGCCAAUUAAAAACGAUAAUCGAUAUCAAUACACAACACGAGGAUGCUCGGUCAGUCAGUUUGGGCUAGUCAGGUAGACGAGAGGUAUAGUUUUUCAUAAAAAAUAUACAUAUCAUAUACAGUAGCUAUUAAGGUAUGGAGGUAAAGUGCGAAUAAAUUAAUUAAAACAGUU